This is a messenger RNA of Miscanthus lutarioriparius, 1242 nucleotides long. The record is from the annotation of a GenBank genome assembly. NCBI's taxonomy places the organism in Eukaryota, Viridiplantae, Streptophyta, Magnoliopsida, Poales, Poaceae.
AUGUGGGCGGCGUCGUGCCUGGCGUCGUGCUGCGCGGCGUGCGCGUGCGAGGCGUGCCGGACGGCGGUCGGCAGCAUCGGCCGCCGCUCCGCCCGCAUCGCCUACUGCGGCCUCUUCGCGCUCUCCCUCUUCGCAUCCUGGGCGCUCCGCGAGGUCGCCGCGCCCCUCCUCCAGUCGAUCCCAUGGAUUAACCACUUCCACAAGACCCCCGACCGCGAGUGGUUCGAGACCGACGCGGUGCUCAGGGUCAGCCUCGGCAAUUUCCUCUUCUUCACCAUCCUCGCCGUCAUCAUGGCUGGGAUAAAGGACCAGAAGGACCCCCGUGACAAGAUCCACCACGGCGGAUGGAUGGCCAAGAUCUUCUGCUGGGCCGUCAUCGUCUUCCUCAUGUUCUUCGUGCCCAAUGGUGUCGUCAGCUUCUAUGAAUCUAUAUCCAAGUUCGGAUCUGGCCUGUUCCUUCUCGUUCAGGUUGUUCUGCUGUUGGAUUUUGUGCACGGAUGGAAUGAGAACUGGGUGGCCAAGGAUGAGCAGUUCUGGUACAUGGCUCUGUUGGUUGUCUCAGUUGUCUGUUACAUUGCCACGUUCUCGUUCUCAGGUCUUCUAUUUCACUGGUUCACUCCAUCUGGACAUGACUGCGGACUUAACCUGUUUUUCAUUGUCUUCACAUUGAUUCUUGUUUUUGCGUUUGCUAUUGUCGCCCUGCACCCAAAGAUCAAUGGAAGCCUGUUGCCUGCAUCGGUUAUUAGUCUGUACUGUAUAUAUCUGUGCUACAGUGGACUCUCCAGUGAGCCAAGGGAUUAUGAAUGCAAUGGGCUUCACAAUCACUCGAAAGCUGUGUCAACUGGUAGCCUUACAUUGGGACUCCUUACUACGGUCCUCUCUGUGGUCUAUUCUGCUGUCCGUGCUGGCUCAUCUGCAACUGUGCUCUCGCCACCGGACUCACCUCGUGGGACCGAUAAGCCAUUGCUUCCCUUCAGCAAGGCAGAUGAACAAGAAGAUAAGAAGGAUGUACCGAGGCCGGUGACGUACUCCUACUCUUUCUUUCACCUCAUCUUCUCCCUGGCCAGCAUGUACUCGGCAAUGCUCUUGACUGGCUGGUCAACUUCCGUUGGGGAGAGUGGAAAGCUUGUUGAUGUUGGGUGGCCAUCUGUCUGGGUCAGGAUUGCAACCCAGUGGGCGACGGCAGUUCUGUUCAUAUGGUCGCUUGUUGCACCCAUCCUCUUUCCUGACAGGGAAUUCUAG